UACAUGGACACUUCUGCAUGUAUGUAUGUGUGUGUGUGCUGCAGAACAGCUGUAAUGAAACGUCAUGCGGGCUGCGUCUGUUCAGUCUGUGGCUCAGUCAGCUUGUCGAUGCCGUCGCAGUUUCUUCUUUGUGCAAUCCCGAUUAAAAACGAUCAUCCAGCAAAUUCCAGUGAGAACGGAACGAGCAAGGGCUGCCAUUGCGCUGGACUACUGGAAGUCCAAUGGAAGUCAAUCAGAAUGUGGUGCAUGCGACCGUUGGCGGUGGCCUACAUCCGAGCUGCACAUCACCAAAAUACACAGGCUCAUGUGACAAUUAUCAGCAUAUCGAAGUUUACAUGGAACCCACCGAGCGAACACCCCUGCUGCCCAGUGGAAGAUCCUCCACAUCCGAAACAUCGUCCACUUCCGCUACAGUUCUCUUGUCUCCAGCGAUAUACACAAAGGAGUGCAUCAAUUGGCGCACCAUCGGACUGCUCUUGAUGUUCAUCAGCGGACUGGUGAUGGCCACCUAUUUGCUCUGGCAACAAACAAUUGCUGUGCCUUAUAAUGGCUACAAAUUGAAUUUGAUCAGACAUGAUAUAUGGAGUGGCGCAUAUUUGCAUGAUAUCGCCCAGCUGGAGGCCAACAAAGUUGUCAAUGUUUACAUUACGCACACGGCGAGCGAGGAGUGCAGCGAGAACUGUGCGAGUCUGCUGCAUGGUCUGCAGCGCGCACACAUCGGUGAGCUGCCGUUUAAUUUCCUCUUGGCUGGCGACUGCGAGACCUACGAGGCGCGGGGCUGGCAGUACGUGAGCAGCUUUACCGAGCUGCCGCAGUCGAGCUCCCUGGUGCUGGCCUUUGUUGGGGAGUUCAGCCAGUGGCUGCCUAGCAUGUGCCAGCUGCAGAUGGCUCAGGCGCUGCUCUGGGAGUCGCAGAGGCGCCUGAAGCUGCAGCCCGGCUAUCAGCUGUAUGCGCUGCGCAAUGUGAGUCGCAGCGCGAGAGAUGCAGACGCACUGCAUCGGCAGCUACAGCGCUGGCCGUUCUACGCCGGCCAGCUGGAAGUGAAGUAAAUGACGCUGGCCAGUCGUUCCUCUCGUUUUGUUCUCUUUUAUUAUUGUACUCCACACAAAAAAUAGUAUACAAAAGAAGCGCAGGAUUAUUAAAGCGGGGUGCCACCGAAAAGCGAAAGCGAGUGCCCGCUCCCAGUCCAGCGGAACAGUAGCUGCCAGCCGGGAAGAUGAGCCAACAGCAAAGCAAAGCGCUGCGUGUGCAAAUUACAAAUUAAGGAUAAUGCCUACAACUAAAUCUUAUCUAUAUAUAUAUAUAUAUAUCGAAUAGCGUAAGGGCCAUUGGAUCGGGUAUCCGGCAGUGCCUAAUCGAACUCCAGUUUCCGAAAACUGCCCUCGAUGGACUCGAUCUGUGAGACGAAAUUGGUGCCCGUGCUGGUCUUCUCGGAAUUGUAGCUGCUGCGGCGCUGGAUGCCACGAUCGGAGAGCAAGGUGCUCUGAUCGAGGGCCAGAACGAGAUCUCGUUUGCUAGCCAGCUCCUGUUUCCACAGCUCGAUCAUCUCACGCAUGGGCAUUGAGCCGCCCAUCUCUUGGGGCAGGCACUCGGCAUCGACGCUCUUCAUCAGCUCCUUGUCGCUGCCAUAGAUGUUCAGGCGGUUUUUCAUCUUGGAGCUGACGCGAUUCUUCACAAAGUCAAUCAGCCAUUUCAGCGUGGAAGGCACAUUGAUCAGAUGGAUCUCCUUGUGGCGCAUGGGCAGCGAUUGUUCGCCCCAUUUGAAGACGCGUGCAAACUCUGUGGGAUUCCAGUUGGUCACAUGCGCCGUAGUCACGCCCGCAAAGUCGCCCACAUGACUCAGGCCGGUGAUUUGCGUCUCCUGAUCCUCCAUGAGGCACUCGUAAGUCAGAAAAUGCGCCUUUGCCUGAUCGCAGCUUGUGUGAAACUUUGGAUUCAAACCUUUGGCAUUGAUGAUCACAACGCGUCGGCCGUGCUUGUCCCGCUUCGGCGCCGCAAAUAUGUAACCCUGUUCGAUGAGAUGGGUCAUACGCGGCUCCAGAAAGUCCAGCUUGGUGGCCAUGUGUGGAAAGGUGCGCCGAAUGUUCAGAUACUUGAGCAGCGUCUGCUCCGCCAUCGGCACACUGAACUUUUUGGCGCGCAGAAAGCGUAACAGGAAGGUAUCAUCGCAGCGCACAUUCUGCAGAUCCUCGUUCUUUAGCACCCAGUUGCGCAGCUGCUCGAGGCUCUGCUCGCGCGUGCACUUGUCCUCGCGCAGCUCCCGCUUGGCAAUCUUCAGCAAUGAUUCGGAUAGCAACGAGGCGUCGCCCUCCUCCAAUGCCUUGGUCUCUUUCAUGGCGACUGGACACUCGCUUCUGCUGUACUAUGCGGCGUAUACGCAAUCUUAUUUAGCUGUAGAAAGAGAGAGAAGAAAGGGCAACGGAUUAGUUUUAAUAUGCUGAAUAUUUAUAUAAUUGUUAUAAGUUUACAAAUUAGCCAAACAUAAAAAAAGGGAAAAUAUUGUAUUGGUUUAAUUAAUCUGACCAAAGUCUAAAGUCUUGAUCAAUUGUUUUAUCACGAUGUUAAUAUACAAGCCCUAAUUUCAUUAUUUUGCUCACA
Messenger RNA from Drosophila mojavensis, 2598 nucleotides. RefSeq names its product peptidoglycan-recognition protein LD. Gene Ontology annotation, biological process: peptidoglycan catabolic process. Gene Ontology annotation, molecular function: N-acetylmuramoyl-L-alanine amidase activity; zinc ion binding. Lineage: Eukaryota; Metazoa; Arthropoda; Insecta; Diptera; Drosophilidae. The record is from RefSeq and is a predicted model, not a curated record. Bases 222 to 1049 code for a protein of 275 amino acids. The transcript is spliced from 4 exons.